Molecule: messenger RNA, 1095 nt
Organism: Aspergillus udagawae
Lineage: Eukaryota; Fungi; Ascomycota; Eurotiomycetes; Eurotiales; Aspergillaceae
Product: phosphotransferase family protein
Exons: 3
Coding region: 1-1095 (364 amino acids)
Source: RefSeq, a predicted model, not a curated record
AUGGCUGGAGCUGUACGCCAACCGAUUGAUAUCCCGUCGUUGGAGCGAUACCUCGACCAGAACUUGCCUAUCAUCAAGACGCCAAUUGAGGUGAAACAAUUUGGCUUCGGGCAAUCCAAUCCCACCUACCUAAUCACCGGCUCCGACAAGCAACAAUAUGUCCUACGCAAGAAACCCCCAGGCAAGCUCCUGUCCAAGACGGCGCACCAGGUCGAACGAGAAUACAAGAUUAUCCACGCGCUAGAGAAGACCGACGUCCCUGUCCCCAAGGCAUACUGCCUAUGUGAGGAUAGCAAUGUGAUCGGCACUCCGUUCUACAUCAUGGAGUUCCUGGACGGCCGAAUGUUCACAGAUCCUGCCAUCCCCGGCGUAAGCGCAGAAGAGCGAACCGCACUAUGGCGCGAUGCAGUCCGCACAUUAGCCAAGUUCCACCGGGUCGUUCCCAAGUCCGUUGGCCUGGAGCGAUUCGGCAAGCCGUCCGGCUACUACGACCGUCAGAUCGCCACCUUCACAGCUGUGUCCAACGCGCAGGCGCAGGCCGUCGACAUCGAGACCAAGAAGCCGGUCGGUGAACUGCCUCACUUCAUGGACAUGGUGCGCUUCUUCUCCAACAAGGCCACCCAGCCACUCGACAGAGGCACCCUCGUGCACGGCGACUACAAGAUUGACAACAUGGUCUUCCACAAGACAGAGCCCCGCGUCAUCGGCAUCCUGGACUGGGAGAUGGCGACGGUUGGCCACCCUCUGUCCGACUUCUGUAAUCUCACUAGCCCCUAUUUCCUCGGCGGAACGGAGCACAAGACGGAGCAGUUCCAGCCUGGCGUGGUGCCGGGCCUGCCGAGACGCGAGGACUGCGUGCGGUGGUACCGCGAGGUCGCCGGGUGGGACCCCACGCCGGAUAUCCUGUGGGGGGAUGCGUUCUUCUCGUGGAGGAGCUCCGUGAUCAUGCAGGGGAUUGCGGCGCGGUAUGCCCUGCGCCAGGCCAGCAGUGCGCGUGCGCAAGAAUACGCGCAGAUGACCGGGCCAUUUGCCUUGGGGGCGUGGGAACGGGUCAAGAAGGUCCAGGAGCAGGUGCGUCAGAAGGGGAAGCUGUAG